AUGUCGACCCACAUGGAAUACAGCUCCUGCCCAAGAGAUUGCCCCACUAUGGACAGCCUGGAGAGGCAGCUGAUCUGCCCCAUCUGUUUGGAGAUGUUUACCAAGCCAGUAGUGAUCUUGCCUUGCCAACACAACUUGUGCAGGAAAUGUGCCAACGAUAUCUUCCAGUCUCGAGGGACAACCUUGGGGUCUGCAGGCAGGUUUCGCUGCCCAUCCUGCCGCCAUGAGGUGGUCCUCGACAGGCAUGGCAUCUACGGCUUGCAACGGAACCUACUGGUUGAGAACAUCAUUGAUAUUUACAAGCAGGCAUCAGCAAGUGGGCCAGAGAGGCCUCUAUUAAAAACCGAGCACCCAACCUGCGAAGAACACGAGGAAGAAAAAAUCAACAUCUAUUGCGUGACAUGUGGGGUUCCCACCUGCUCCCUCUGCAAGGUUUUUGGAGAGCACAAGGAAUGCGACGUGGCGCCCCUCUCGGACAUCUACAUGAAGCAGAAGGCAGAGCUGACAGAUGGGAUCGGUGCGCUCGUGGCUGCAAAUGAUCGGACUCAGGCCUACGUUGGUGAUUUGCAAGGCACAUGCAGAAAUAUCGAGGACAACUGCAAAGCUCAGAAGCAGGCCCUCUGCGAGAAGUUUGACCGCAUGUGUGCCAUCUUGGAGGAGAGGCGGAAGAUCAUGCUGCAGAGGAUCAUUUACGAGCAGGAGGAGAAGACCCAGCACUUGAAAUCCCUUAGCAAAGCCUGUGCUGACCACAUUGAAUCUUCCUCCAAGCUGGUGGACGCAGCCCUGCAGUCCAUGGAGGAGCCCCAGAUGUCUGUCUUCGUGCAGAAUUCAAAACUUCUCAUCCAAAAGAUUGCUGAGAUGACCCAGAACUGCAAGCCAGACACCCUGGAGUCGGGAUAUGACAACAUGGAGCACUACACAGUGGAUUUCAAUGCUGAGGAACGAGUCCUCUACCAGCUGGAUUUCAUCAAAGUGGAAGAAGAGCCAGAAUCCAUGGCAGAGGAAGGUGGGGCCUGUGGGGAGGCUGAAGACUCUUUGGCAGAAUAUGGGGCAGCUGCUGGGGAGGGCCCUGAAGACCCCUUUGCCUUUGGGACAGAGGAGCAGCCCCGGGCAAGAGCUCUCUUGGCGAGCGAGACGCUGAGUGGCAUUGCCCAUGGGGCAGAUGCUCAGGUGGAUGCAUUCCACGAUCCAGCUCAGUCUGGGACCGAGGGCCAGCUGUGGGGUACCCAGCAGCUGGAUGGAGAGCACCAUGUCACUGGUUCUGAUCCAUCUGUAUCCCUGACAGAGGGUGCCUUGCGACAACCCAAAAUGGAGGGCGCUUCUGGAGAAGCCUUCAGCACCAUGGACAGCUCAGCUGAGACUGAAGAGGGUGGUGGACUCAGCAGCAGCAUAGAUGGCGAAGCUGGGAAUGCCCUCCUCCUAAACAGAAUGGCUUCUCCUCCUAGUCGGGCACCUGCAUCCAGUCCCACCACUGACAGAUGGCAGAGUGAGGCCAUCACGGAACCUCUCCUUAGCAGCUGCUUCAAUCCCACCCUUUGGCUACACGAUUAAGGCAGGCUGGAGCAACGGUGAAGCGAGCUCCCUGUUUCUCCCACUCUCCGCUGACAAUCUCCUUACAGCCUUCUGCCAUGCAGCCCAUAAAUCAAUCGUGGAGUCUAUGGGAGGAGCAAAUAAGAUGCAGAACCUACAGAACAGAACUCCAGCUGACUCAAGCACGUGAGCCAAGUCACAAGCUCUCAAGGACUCCUCGGCAUUCCUCAUUCUUCUCCUUGGGCUGUCUCCCCUUCAGUUCUCUCCUCCACUUCCGCCUCUCCUCCCAAAAUUCUUAAUAUCACAGUCAGAUUAGCUGACGCCGGUUAAACAUGUGUAUGCAAAUAUCUCCCAAUUGGCACAACUGGUUGGAAACAUGUGGUUUGUUAUCAACGGAGAGCCUCCCCUCUGCUUAUUAACCUUGCUUUAGAAAGCAACAGACUUAUUAAAAUAAAGUUUAUUCAGAA
Hemicordylus capensis (graceful crag lizard) is the source of this 1997-nucleotide messenger RNA. RefSeq names its product tripartite motif-containing protein 54-like. The transcript has 10 exons. Bases 1 to 1551 code for a protein of 516 amino acids. The record is from RefSeq and is a predicted model, not a curated record. Lineage: Eukaryota; Metazoa; Chordata; Lepidosauria; Squamata; Cordylidae. Gene Ontology annotation, molecular function: zinc ion binding.